AUGUUUCAUGGAGCGACCACAGGGUUCCCCCUUUCCUCCCCACUUCCCCCAUCUCCCCCACUUCCCCCAGUUCCUCCCCACUUCCCCUAUUUCCUUCCCACUUCCCCUAAUUUCCUUCCCACUUCCCCCAUUUCCUCUACUUCCCCCAUUUCCUUCCCACUUCCCCAUUUCCUCCACUUCCCCCAGCCUCCCCACUUCCCCUAUUUCCUUCCCACUUCCCCCAUUUCCUUCCCACUUCCCCCAUUUCCUCCCCACUCCCCCCAUUUCCUCCCCGCUUCCCCUAUUUCCUUCCCACUUCCCCCAUUUCCUUCCCACUUCCCCCAUUUCCUCCCCACUCCCCCCAUUUCCUCCCCGCUUCCCCCAUCUUCUCCCCACUUCCCCCAUCUUCUCCCCUUUUCUCUCCCACCUAUUCACAGAUCCCUGGGUGAUGACCCAUGGGUGAUGGUGAGGGUGCCGCAGGGAGCAGAGCAGGUGCCAGCGUCUCAGCCCAAUGCUGGCAGCGUGGGAGGCAGGAACCAGAUGCACCGCAUGCUGCAGCGUCAGCUGUUCAUUAAGGAGCAGUGGCAGAAGGUUAAGGAGCAGCAGAAGGAAGCUUUGAAGCGACGAGAUGAGGAGAGGCGGGCGAGAUGGAAGGCUGGCGCUGCGAGGGCGAGGGAGUGGCGGGAAAGACAACUUGCAGCAGCAGGGGGGGGAGAAGGAGGAAGGGAAGGGACGGGAGGGACUGCCUAA
Molecule: messenger RNA, 729 nt
Organism: Closterium sp. Naga37s-1
Lineage: Eukaryota; Viridiplantae; Streptophyta; Zygnematophyceae; Desmidiales; Closteriaceae
Source: the annotation of a GenBank genome assembly